AGUCUUCUCUCCAGAAGUUGCUGAGCCAGGGGCAUGCAGUCAACAUGAGAUAAAUCACAAAAUUGAUGGUUUCCGUUGAUGCAAAGGAUUUGAAUGGUAGGGAAGAAUGUCAGACCCUUCUCUGUCAGCUGGUAAUAUAAGCCAAGCUAUGGAGGAACUACCAGAUGCCUUUGAUUUCUGCUUGCGUGAUGAUGCCAGUUCUCUGGGCUCCGACUCUGAGCUGAAUGGCAUGGCUCCCUAUCGCAAGACGGAUCGCUAUGGCUUUAUUGGAGGAAGUAGCCUCCAAAAUGGCCAAGAUAAUCUCCCUGUUGUGCUCAUCCGACACCGUGAAACCAAAUGGCUGGAAAUGACAGCUCACUGGGAGAAAACCAUGGCCAGGCGCUACAGGAAGGUAAAGCUGCUGUGUCGAAAAGGAAUCCCUUCCUCUUUACGCGCACGCUGUUGGCCUCUGUUGUGUGGAGGACAGGCCAAAAUGGAGAGGAGCCCCGGAAAGUACCAGGAAUUGCUUGAUAUACCUGGUGAUGCUCAGUGGGUGGAGACUAUCACAAAGGACAUUCACCGCCAAUUCCCUUUCCACGAGAUGUUCUUGUCUCCUGAGGGUCCUGGACAGCAAGGGCUGUUGCAGCUGCUGAAAGCCUACACUGUGUAUCGACCCGAAGAAGGUUAUUGUCAAGCUCAAGGCCCAGUGGGUGCCCUGCUUCUCAUGCACAUGCCACCAGAGCAAGCGUUCUGGUGCCUGGUACAGAUCUGCGACCACUAUCUGCCUGGUUACUACAGUCCCCAAAUG
Messenger RNA from Thamnophis sirtalis, 787 nucleotides. Lineage: Eukaryota; Metazoa; Chordata; Lepidosauria; Squamata; Natricidae. The record is from RefSeq and is a predicted model, not a curated record.